This is a messenger RNA of Triplophysa dalaica, 1132 nucleotides long. It is a transcript of the gene hsd17b1, whose product is annotated as hydroxysteroid (17-beta) dehydrogenase 1. Gene Ontology annotation, cellular component: cytoplasm. Bases 148 to 1035 code for a protein of 295 amino acids. The record is from RefSeq and is a predicted model, not a curated record. The transcript has 6 exons. NCBI's taxonomy places the organism in Eukaryota, Metazoa, Chordata, Actinopteri, Cypriniformes, Nemacheilidae. Gene Ontology annotation, biological process: estrogen biosynthetic process. Gene Ontology annotation, molecular function: estradiol 17-beta-dehydrogenase [NAD(P)+] activity.
CCUCUAGCUGGCCUUGUGAUAAUGAAAAAAGCUAAAACAUCCAUUUAAUUCUGAGACACAGCAGAUUAGAACUACAUAACUUUAACUCUACAGCAGCAACACAGCACACAUCUCUUUGGGGUUGAGGACUGUUGCUUUACAGCCCCAAUGGAACCAAAAGUAGUUCUCAUAACUGGCUGCUCCUCGGGUAUUGGACUCAGCCUUGCUGUGCACCUCGCAUCCAAUCCUUCCAAAGAAUACAAAGUCUAUGCUACCAUGCGGAACCUGGACAAAAAGCAGCGUCUGUUGGAGACAGUGAGAGGACUUCAUAAAGACACUAUGGUCAUACUGCAGAUGGACGUGACUGAUCAGCAGUCCAUACUUGAUGCUAAGAGGAAGGUUACAGAGGACAGAAUCGAUAUACUGGUUUGCAAUGCAGGUGUAGGUUUGAUGGGACCCCUGGAGACCCACUCAAUAGACACUAUACGUGGAGUCCUGGAUGUCAAUCUGCUGGGCACCAUUCGCACCAUACAGACCUUCCUACCAGACAUGAAAACAAGAAGACAUGGGAGAAUCCUUGUGACUGGUAGCAUGGGAGGACUACAGGGUUUGCCAUUCAAUGAUGUCUACUGUGCUAGUAAAUUUGCAGUAGAGGGCGCUUGUGAGAGCCUGGCCAUUCUGCUUCAACAUUUCAAUAUUCAUGUGAGCCUCAUUGAAUGUGGACCAGUCAACACAGACUUUUACAUGAACCUGAAGAGAACAGAGCUCAGUGAUGACCAACUGGAGAUGGAUGAAUUCACACGCAGCCUGUAUAAGGAGUAUCUGAAGCACUGCCAGUCUGUGUUUCAGAAUGCUGCUCAGGACACUGAUGACAUCAUACAGGUGUAUCUGGAGGCACUCCAAGCACAGACUCCAUUGUUCAGAUAUUACACUAACACAGCCCUGUUACCCAUGAGCAACCUGAAACUCUCGUCCUUGGAUGGCUCGCAGUACAUCAGAGCAAUGAGCAAGCUCAUCUUUUCUCCACCUACUCCUAAUACUGAUGCACAGAUAUAACGUGUCAUGGAGAACAAUUACAUUUGAAAGUAAUUGACAAAAUAAAUCAUAAUCUGAAAGACGUGUACUGGAUAUAAAAUGAAAUAAAACCUGUGGU